Messenger RNA from Micromonas commoda, 564 nucleotides. RefSeq lists its product with no specific name. The transcript has a single exon. Bases 1 to 561 code for a protein of 186 amino acids. The record is from RefSeq and is a predicted model, not a curated record. NCBI's taxonomy places the organism in Eukaryota, Viridiplantae, Chlorophyta, Mamiellophyceae, Mamiellales, Mamiellaceae.
AUGCCGUUUUCCAGCCAGAACAACCCCUCGAAGGCGAACGCCUUUGGCGUCGAGGCUAGGAAGGAGACCAAGCGGGAAGCCGCCAAGAGGUCCUUUAGAAAGCGCAAGGCGGAAGGGUGGGCCUUGGGAGUCACGAAAGGGCCCCCUGAGCGCGUCGUCUUGGUCGUCUUCCCCCAACGGGGAAAAAAUGUUGGAAACUCUGUCACCUCCAAUUUUUUUCGGAGCCUGUCCCAAAGGCGCUGUACGCAACGUAGCUCCGCUGAACGUCGGCAUCAUGCCGCAAUCCAAGUAACAAAGUUGCGCUCCGUGUCUCCAAGAACGAUUUCGUCACGGGCAGUGCGGCACGAUUCGGGCGUUCUGAGCCACCAUGCGCGCAUGGAGGACCGACAAAGGCUGGUGCUACUUCGGAACAAUUCAUUUCGGGACAAUUUUCACUUGUUGGAAUCCAAAGAAUUUUUCGAUUUUCGGCACGUACCUUCAAUCGCAACACCUUAUUUAUAUUACUUAUUACCUUUGUUCGGUAAUACGAGGGGAAGUUACAUACAUGAUGAGGUUUCGUAAUAA